AUGAAUUUCACUGUACUGCGCUGGAACAAGCGACACCAGACAAUCAGCGGGCUGGUUUUCUUGACACCCGUGCGCAGACUAAGCGGCCUGGAUGAGCUUCAGAUGGCAGGACUUUACCUGGAGGAUCUGUGCAUCCACGACAUGACACGCGACAUUGUGCUGGCUGAGUGGCAACAUGGCGCCAACUUGGAAGUCUCUUACAGUGAGCAAGAACGCAAGAGUCAGACACUCGAGGAGAACCUCGUGAGGCUAGAAGCAUGGCGCCAGAGGGGCGACGAAUUGCUCUAUUCCAUGAUACCAAAGUCUGUGGCCGAUAGGCUACGCCGCGGAGCCCAUCCUGUCGACACGUGCGAAACGUUCGACAGCGUGACGGUGCUCUUCAGUGAACUGGUCAACUUUCCCAUGGCCUGCCGGCAUUUGAGCCCCAUGCAAGUUGUCAGCUGGGUGAACGCAACAUUUUCUCUCUUCGAUCUUAUCACGGAUCGCUACCACGUGUUCAAGGUGGAAACUGUUGGUCAAGUUUACAUGCUCGUGAGUGGAGCGCCUGAACGGCGAGAAGACCACGCAGAACAAGUCUGCGCAGCAGCGCUGGAAAUGCUUUUCUCGUUCCAGGGAAAGCGGCAACCAUUUGACGAGCAAGGAACGUUCCUAAGAUUGGGUGUGCACUCGGGACCCGUUGCAGCCGGCGUGGUGGGCCUCAAAACUCUGCGCUACUGCCUGUUUGGAGACACCGUCAACACAGCAGCGCGGAUGCAGACACACGGGGAGGUGAGCCCGAGAACGGUUCCUGGCAGACCGGUCUCGUAA
Molecule: messenger RNA, 807 nt
Organism: Rhipicephalus microplus (southern cattle tick)
Lineage: Eukaryota; Metazoa; Arthropoda; Arachnida; Ixodida; Ixodidae
Product: soluble guanylate cyclase 88E-like
Biological process (GO): cGMP biosynthetic process; response to oxygen levels
Cellular component (GO): guanylate cyclase complex, soluble
Molecular function (GO): heme binding; guanylate cyclase activity
Source: RefSeq, a predicted model, not a curated record